CUGUCCCUCCCACUCAGUUUUGAACGUAUCGAUGACAAGUACAACCUGGCUACGACAACGGCUUCUACCCACUGGCGGAAGAAUACUAACGCCGAAAAAAAGGAAUCAAUUAUAAAUCUUUUGGUUCCGAUCUCUUUCUCCCUUGAGCCGAUCCUCUGUAGUUUUCCUCGGUCGCUCCGGGAAUCGGCAUCAGCAGGGCUUCUCGGCGCCAGGGGGAGGAAUUGAGGUCGCUGCCGUGAUGGAGGAGGAGAAGGCGUCCCAGGCGGCGGUGGCCGCCGAGGCGUUAUCCGACAAGGAGGGCCACGGAUCCGACUGUAGCCCCCUCGUCGGUGGAAGCGGCAGGGAGAUCCACUAUGGCGGCUGGGUCUACCACCUUGGGGUGAACACAGUCGGCCAUGAGUAUUGCCAUCUCCGAUACCUCGUCCUCAGAGGGGCGUACAUCGUCAUGUACAAGAGGGACCCUGAAGAGCACCCUGGCAUGAAACCAAUUAGGAAAGGAUCUAUAAGUCAUACUCUCAAGGUUGAGGAGGUAGGGCGCCGUAACAUCAAUCAUGGGGAACUGUAUGUUCUGAGGUUUUACAAUCGGUUGGAACAAAGAAAACUGGGAGAAAUUGCUUGUGCUUCUGCUGGAGAAUCACAUAAGUGGAUGGAGGCAUUUGAACAGGCCAAGCAACAGGCUGAGUACAACUUGUUGAAGGGGAGUACCCGCCAAAGAUUCAACAUGGAUGGGGAAUUUAAUCUUGAAGGGCAUCGUCCCCGAGUAAGGCGAUACGCAAAAGGCUUGAAAAAAUUGAUAAAAAUUGGUAAAGGUCCAGAAAUGCUUAUUCGACAAUCGUCAGGUCUUGGAAGCAAUGCGAGAAGAGGGGCAUAUUUUGAAGGAGAUAUAGGAGAUGUGAUUGAAAUGCAUGAUUGGAAAUGUGUUCGGACUGUCAAUGGCGUUAGAAUCUUUGAGGAUGUCUCCAAUUCCAAGGAUGCAAAACGUUUGCUUCUAAAAUCUGUCAGCAUCAUCGAAGCAAAUGCAGAUACCGUCUUUGAAGUUGUUCUCAACCUUGAUAGGCACAAGAGAUAUGAAUGGGAUACGUUGACAGGUGAUCUUGAGCUAUUGGAUUCUGUGAACGGGCACAACGAUGUUGUUUAUGGAACUUAUGAACCCACUCAUCUUAAUUGGUGGCAUUCAAAAAGGGACUUCAUAUUUUCUAGGCAGUGGUUUCGUGGACAAGAUGGUUCAUAUACAAUCUUGCAACUUCCUGCUUCCGACAAAAGACGACCUCCAAAAUCUGGGUAUCGGCGUACGAAAAUCAAUCCUUCAACGUGGGAAAUCAGAAGGCUAAAAACAUCAAACUUUUCAACGGAAAAAUGCCUUGUAACUCAUAUGCUGGAAGUCCAAUAUUAUUCUUGGGGUGGAUGGUGGAGAAAACAAUUCUCGAACUUUGAUAAAACCAUUCCAUAUGCUUUGCUUUGUCAAGUAACAGGACUAAAGGAAUACUUUGGAGCAAAUCCUUCCCUAACAAUAGAUACUUCUUUGACAAUUGUGGAACCAAAAGUAUCUGAUGCUUCAACUGCUGAAACUGAAUUCAAGGAUUCUGAGAUGGCAGAUGAAUUUUUUGAUGCAACUGCUAGUAGUGAUUCCUUGGAUGAUGAAGAUAGUGAUGAUGAGAUCGAGAUUUCUAAGGGGGCUGGAAAUCUGAAGCUGAAGAAUGUGUCAUGGGCAAUCUUAGCUUUAAGGGGAAGCAAAGGUUUAUUGGAGAGAAGUGAAUUAGAUGCCAACUGUCCAUCUGUUACUAUUGACCCAAGACAAUUUCAUGGAUCCAUGGUGCAAGGUAAAGCGCAGACAGACAGCAAUUGCUGGAGCUCUCCAAAUGGACAUGGUUUCAUGAUAAGAGGGAAGAACUAUUUAAAAGAUUACUCUAAGAUUGUAGGAGGAGAUCCUCUUUUGAAGCUUAUUGCAGUUGACUGGUUCAAAGCUGAUAAUAAUAGCAUUGAUAAGGUUGCAUUACAUCCCAAGAGUCUAGUGCAGUCAAAAGCAGGAAAAGCUCUUCCAUUCAUUCUUAUCGUAAACUUAGAGAUUCCCUCAAAACCAAACUACAGCUUGGUUCUUUAUUAUGCAGCAGAAAAGCCUUUAAGCAAAGAUUCUUUAUUAGGUAGAUUUGUAGAUGGAACUGACAUGUUCCGAGACUCUAGAUUCAAACUCAUACCCAGUAUUGUAGAGGGUUAUUGGAUGGUCAAGCGUGCAGUUGGAACUAAGGCAUGCCUAUUGGGAAAAGCUGUAACCUGCAAAUAUCUUCGUCAAGAUAAUUUUCUAGAGAUAGAUGUGGAAAUUGGUUCCUCAUCUGUUGCAAGAAGCAUAAUCAGCUUAGUUAUUGGUUAUAUCACAAGCAUUGUUGUUGACCUUGCAAUAUUAAUUGAGGCAAAGGAAGAAAAUGAGCUUCCUGAGUACAUUCUUGGUACAGUUCGACUAAACCAAGUGAGGCUGGAGUCUGCAGUACCUUACUGGGGAGAAUCUUGAACAGAUUCUGAUGAAAUUUUCCCUGGCAACAGACACAUCAUAUUAUUUAGCAUUUGCGUUUUUCAAAGAAAUGUCAUUUCUCUCAUGGGUGUACAUACAUUCAAAUCGUCACGAGUGGCUUAUCUCAUACUUUAUGGUUCGAUAUGAUAGCAACGAAUGUUUUAGUCUUCAUGUAAGCUUAUUAGAGAAAAAUUAAAUUGUUUAGCGGGUGAACUGAUGGCUUGCAUCAUUAUCAGCUUGUGCAAGUCUAUUGAAUUGUAUCUAAGAUGAUCUUUUGAAUUGUUACUAACAUCCAUAGUAAUAUUUAAAUUAUUCAUAUUUUAAUAA
Molecule: messenger RNA, 2833 nt
Organism: Zingiber officinale
Lineage: Eukaryota; Viridiplantae; Streptophyta; Magnoliopsida; Zingiberales; Zingiberaceae
Product: protein ENHANCED DISEASE RESISTANCE 2-like
Exons: 22
Coding region: 239-2506 (755 amino acids)
Molecular function (GO): lipid binding
Source: RefSeq, a predicted model, not a curated record